GCGGCAGGGAUCAGGAACCGCAGAAGCUGGAGACGUGGCACCCCAGCGAGGGCCACCAUGGGGGAUCAGAGGCCGCAGGACUGGCUGAGGUCCCCGGGCAUGGACUCCAAGCCCUGGUACUGUAACAAACCGCCUUCCAAGUGCUUCGCGAAGCUCAAGCACAGGCGCCUGAGGUUAUCACCCAUGGACACCCAGAACUGGGUAUUUGUGAAGGAGGGCAUGGACGACUUCCGCUACGGCUGUCCGUCUCCCGAGGAUACGCUCGUUUGUCGCCGUGACGAGUUCUUACUCCCCAAAAUAUCUCUCAGAGGUCCCCAAGCUGACCCCAAAAGCGUGCAGAAAAAGCUGCUCAAGAAAGCGGCCCUAUUUUCCAAACUCUCUCCAGCCCAGCUAGCACGGAAGGCGUUCGUAGAGCAAGUGGAAGCCCAGCUAAUGGCCAAGCAUCCCUUGGCUAUGUACCCCAAUCUGGGAGAAGAUGUGCCUCCAGAUCUCCUACUACAGGUGCUGAAACAGCUGGAUCCUGAGAGGAAGCUGGAGGACGCUUGGGCUCGUUGUGAGGCCCGGGAGAAGACAACCCAGGUACCCACUGAGCCUAGUAAAUAUCCCUGUGGGGAAUUCUGCCUGAAGCCUCCCGAGACUCUGGUGUCCCAUCACCGCCGGGAGCUUCCCAAGACUACGGUGUCCAGUCUCUGCCCAGAGCCUCCCGAGACUGGAAUGUCCCAUCUAAGCCCGGAGCCUCCCAAGACUCCGGUGUCCAGUCUCCGCCCCAAGCCUCCGGAGACUGGAGAGUCCCAUCUCCGCCUAGAGCAUUCCAAGACUCAUCGGGGGUCCAGUCUCCGCUUGGAACCUUCCGAGACUGGAGUGUCCCAUCUUAGUCCGGAGCCUCCCGAGACUCGUCGGGCGUCCAGUCUCUACUCGGAGCUUUCCGAGACUGGAGAGUCCCAUCUCCACCCGGAGUCUCCCAAGACUCGUCGGGGGUCCAGUCUCUACUCGGAGCCUUCCGAGAUGGGAGUAUCCCAACUCCGCCUUGCGCCUCCCAAGACUCGUCGGGGGUCCAGUCUCUACUCGGAGCCUUCCGAGACUGGAGUGUCCCAUCUCCGCCUGGCGCCUCCCAAGACUCGCCGGGGGUCCAGUCUCCACUCGGAGCCUUCCGAGACUGGAGUGUCCCAUCUCCGCCUGGCGCCUCCCAAGACUCGUCGGGGGUCCAGUGUCCACUCGGAGCCUUCCGAGACUGGAGUGUCCCAUCUCCGCCUGGCGCCUCCCAAGACUCGUCGGGGGUCCAGUCUCCACUCGGAGCCUUCCGAGACUGGAGUGUCCCAUCUCAGCCCAGAGCCUCCCAAGAUUCGUCGGGGGUCCAGUCUCCACUCGGAGCCUUCCGAGACUGGAGUGUCCCAUCUCAGCCCAGAGCCUCCCAAGAUUCGUCGGGGGUCCAGUCUCCACUCGGAGCCUUCCGAGACUGGAGUGUCCCAUCUCAGCCCUGAGCCUCCCAAGAUUCGUCGGGCGUCCAGUCUCUACUCGGAGCCUUCCGAGACUGGAGAGUCCCAUCUCCACCCGGAGUCUCCCAAGACUCGUCGGGGGUCCAGUCUCCACUCGGAGCCUUCCGAGACUGGGGUGUCCCAUCUCAGCCCAGAGCCUCCCAAGACUGAAGUGUCUCAUCUCCACCCAGUGCCUCUCAAGACCGGAGUGUGCCGUCUCCGCCUGGAACCUCCCGACACUAGUCGGGUGUCCAAUCUCCUACUAUACAUGCUGAAAAUGCUGGAUUCUGGGAGGACGCUGAAGGACGUAUGGGAUCGUUGUGAAGCCCGGGUGAAGAAAACCGAGGAACCCACCGAGCCUGAUAAAUCCCCUUGUGGGGAACCCUGCCUGCAGCCUCCUGAGACUCAGGUGUCCCAUCCCCACCCGGAACACCCCAAGACUCGCUGGGUGUCCAGUCUCCUCUCGGAGCCUCCCAAGCCUCGUCGGGUGUCCAGUCUCCGCCCGGAGCUUCCCAAAGCUCCAGAGUUCCACCAGUUCUCGGAGCCUCCCAAGAUUCGAGCAUCCUACAUAAAAGAACUGCUUCAGAAAGAUACACCAAGCACAAAAGAGUGCGUUUCUGACUCUCUUCAAUAUAGAUACACAUCGGAAAAACUCCGUGAAUUCUUCAAGUGGGCUGGAGACCUGGGAGCUGAUGAAGAAUCCAUCAGGAAUCUGUUUGACUUUACCCCCAACUACAGAGCAACCCAUGAGGACCAAAAGUUUAAGAAGGUAAAGGAGUGUUCCUCAGAGCUGAAGUACAGCGUGGAGCUAGAUGAAAAGGAUGAGGACAAAUUCUUCUCAAAGGAAAAACACUGGGGCAGGAAAUUCCACAGGCCAUCGAAUUCUUAUACCACACAGCGUGUGAAGAUGAAGUAUGGAGCAUGGUACCUCAAGCCUAAGUUGUGGAAAAAGCUAAGAAGUGAUGAACCUUUGAUUGACCCCAAGCUCUCACUUAAAAAGCCUGAUGAACCUGACGUUCUUGACGAUCUUUAUGGACCAAUUGCCUUUAAGGAUUUCAUUCUAAGCAAGGGCUAUGAAAUGCCUGGAAUCCUUGAAAGGCUCUUUGCCAGGAAGGGAUGGACUUAUGACUCUGUUAAGACUCCUAUUCAACAUGCAAUGAUAGUUUACAAGUACAAAGAAAUCGCAGAGGCAUCGGAAGAAGAUUAGGCGGUUUUCAAUUUACUUCUCAAUUGGGUAUUUCUUGCUCUCAUUUUAAUCAUCAAUCAUAAUUUAUGAUGACUGGCCCCGUGGAUGUACAACUUGGGCAACAUCUGUAAAUUCAAUACCUAAUGUUUAUCAAUAUUUCUUAAU
Pongo pygmaeus (Bornean orangutan) is the source of this 2826-nucleotide messenger RNA. RefSeq names its product protein FAM47A-like. The transcript has a single exon. The record is from RefSeq and is a predicted model, not a curated record. Bases 58 to 2682 code for a protein of 874 amino acids. NCBI's taxonomy places the organism in Eukaryota, Metazoa, Chordata, Mammalia, Primates, Hominidae.